Mesorhabditis spiculigera is the source of this 948-nucleotide messenger RNA. Lineage: Eukaryota; Metazoa; Nematoda; Chromadorea; Rhabditida; Rhabditidae. The record is from the annotation of a GenBank genome assembly.
AUGCCAAGAUAUAUGUUGACGAACUGCACGUCAGCAGCAGCAUUAUGUAUUCAAUUUGUGGCCGGCCUUUCUAACGCCGUCGUCGAUCGGACGGCAGCUUCACAUUAUGCGCAACCGUUUUAUCAGAAUCAAAACUAUUCCGCCAUUCCGGACCAUCAUCCAGCCAUUGUGCCAUCCCCAAACCGAUACCACAGCUACGGAAUCGCCGGCUCGAAUAUCAAGGGUCUCAAUUCCCUCACUCUACAUCCAGGAUCCUAUGAACCACCCCUUGCCGCCCACUCAUUCCGCUUGUAUUCGAUGCGUUUCUGUCCGUUCGCCCAACGUGUCGUCAUCUACUUGGCGAAGAAAAACAUUCCGGUUGAGAUCGUGAACGUGAAUCCGGAUAAGGGACCGAAUUGGUUCCUUGCAAAGAGUCCGUUGGGUCGAGUGCCAGCUUUGGAAAUCAAUGGAAAGAUUCUCUGGGAAUCAAACGUGAUUUGCGAGUAUUUGGAUGAUCUGUUCCCGUCUACCUCCAUCCUUCCAAAGGACCCGUAUGAGAAAGCCCAGCAGAAGAUUGUCCUGGAGCGCCUUUCGCCGCUGAUGAACGCGCUAUUCGAAUUCUUCCGCGGAACUACCCCUCAGCAGAUGCGUCAAGUUGAUAACACUCUGCAUUCGGCUCUCCGUAACGCCGAAGCUUUGCUGACGGACUCAUUUUAUGGAGGUCGCACCGUUGGGUAUUCUGAUAUCCUCCUUUGGCCGUUCCUCGAGCGGUUGGAGCUGGUGACGCUGAACCCACACACCCAGUUCCACUAUUUCCCUGGUCUUCAUUACCCCAAAAUCGGUGCUUAUAUCGCCAGGAUGCAACGGCAGCCAGAGAUCAAAUUUGCCACUCGACCACUUGCCCAUCACAAAGCAUACGUUGACAGCUAUUCAGCAGGUCGCCCCAAUUACGAUUACGGUAUCUUUAAC